Messenger RNA from Drosophila navojoa, 1349 nucleotides. RefSeq names its product arrestin domain-containing protein 2. NCBI's taxonomy places the organism in Eukaryota, Metazoa, Arthropoda, Insecta, Diptera, Drosophilidae. Gene Ontology annotation, cellular component: cytoplasm. Gene Ontology annotation, biological process: protein transport. The record is from RefSeq and is a predicted model, not a curated record.
UUUAAAUUCAAUUCAAUCAAUUGCUACUCUGUGCUUCCCUUUGACAUGUCCACCGUUUGUGAGUUCAUGCUCGAUCGGCCCAAUGCAGUGUUGUACAGCGGCGAAAGAAUCACAGGAAAGAUUGUAUUGAAAACAACUUCGGCGAAAACUGUAACUGGCAUCUAUAUACUCUUUGUGGGCCUGGCGCGAGUUGCCUUCGAUGAUACGCGUAGCGCUCAUACCAGGGACGAGCUGAGAAACGAAAGAUAUGUCUCAACGGCAGUCGAGACGUAUACGCGAUAUCAGCAGAAUGUUGCCGAUAGAGGCCAACUACCGGAUGGCACGCACACCUAUACGUUCUCCAUUCCACUGCCGGCCCAUUGCCCCACCUCGUGCCUGGGCAAGUACGGCAAAGUGUCGUAUGAGCUGUCGCUGGUCAUGAAUCGCCUGAUUAUGUUCAAGAAGGUGUUCCGCAAGCCGCUGGCCGUGCUGCAGCCCUACGAUCUUAACCUGUAUCCAGAGAUGCUAAGGCCCAUUGAAGUGGAGAAGACAAGAAAGUUUUGCUGCUGGCCCUUUGGCGGUGGCUCCGUCAAGCUGAACCUCUACAUUCCAUUCGGUGGCUAUGUGCCCGGGCAGACAAUCAACUAUAGCCUGCAUGUGGAUAAUAUGUCGCAGAAUGUUGAUGUCAAGGCCUUCAUGAUGACCCUGGUGCAGACCUACACAUUCAAGGUGGAAAAUACCCGACGCGUAGUUCAUACAUAUAUGCGCGGCGAACGGGAGACUAAGCGCGUGGCUCAUCAGACGAAACGAAAGCUGAGUGGCAGCUACGAAGUGCCUACGGUGCAGCCCUCGUCCCAGGGACCCCACAUAAUACAUAUAUCGUAUAAGCUACGACUAUCUGUCAUAUUCACCGGCUUCCAUCUGAAAUGGAACAUUGAAACGCCGAUUACUAUCGGCACGAUUCCAUUGAAGCAGAGUGGAAAUCGCGACCAGACGAAAGAAUUUGUACCCGAUGCCGAGAAGAUCGCAAAAAGCCAAGUGGAUCGACCGGCUCUAUACACUAGUACGACACUCCUCUUCCAGAGUCCAGAAAAGAUACGUAAGCAUUUCGUGGACCCCCACGAAGAGAGCAGGAAUCGCCCAGACGAUUUCAUGCCGAUCUACACCGUUUACGCCUACUACGCACAGCCCAAAGCGUCGCUCAAGAGACGGCGAGGGCUGACGCCGAGCAAUGACUCAACAUCCGAGACUGCUUCGGAGAAGGAUAUAAUUGUAGAUCCAGAUCAGUCUCCAAAAAAACCAACAGAUUAAGUAAUGCUUGUAGUGCGAACGGCGAGCGUUUUAAAUUAUUAUUUUCCUCCCUGUAUUUA